CUGCACCCUCCAGCCACCAAUUAGCUCUUCCUGGCUCUGGGGCCUCUGAGUGUCAGCAUGGCGCUGAGCAUGGUUCUUGUCAUUUUGAGCCUCCUUCCACUGCUGGAGGCCCAGAACCCAGAACACGCCAAUAUUACAGGAAUACCUAUUACCAACGUCACCCUGACCUGGCUCUCUGGAAAAUGGUUUUAUGUCGGAUUUGCUUCACACAACCUUGAGUUCAAGAAGGAAGCUCAAAAGGUCCAGUCAGAAUAUUUUUACUUUACUCCAAACUUGACAGAUGACACUAUUCUGCUUCAAGAGCACCAGACCACGGAGGGCCGGUGUGUCUAUAACUCCAGCCAGUUGGGAGUCCAGAGAGAGAAUGGGACCCUCUCUAGAAAAGGAGCAGUAGAAAUCAUUGCCCACCUGACAGUGCUCAAGAAACAUGGGGCCUUCAUGCUGGCCUUUUCCCCAGAGGAUGAGAAGAACAAGGGACUGUCCCUUUAUGCUGACAAGCCAGCUAUUGCCCCAGAGCUGAAGGAAGUAUUCCAGAAGACUGUCAAAAGUCUGGGCAUGGAUGAGUCAGAAAUCAUAUAUGCCGACUGGGAAAAGGAUGUGUGCAGUCAGGAGCAGGAACAUCUUGAUAUGAAGAAGAAGAAGAAAGAGAAGGAUCUCUAGGAAGGCCGGGCAUGGGCUCCACUCUCUACUCCUGGGCUGUUCCCACACCCAGCCCUUCCACCCUGUGCACCUUGGUUCUUUCUCUGCACAAUAAAGGUUUGGUGAAG
Messenger RNA from Meriones unguiculatus (Mongolian gerbil), 767 nucleotides. Its product is annotated as alpha-1-acid glycoprotein. Gene Ontology annotation, biological process: regulation of immune system process. The transcript has 6 exons. NCBI's taxonomy places the organism in Eukaryota, Metazoa, Chordata, Mammalia, Rodentia, Muridae. The record is from RefSeq and is a predicted model, not a curated record. Bases 58 to 660 code for a protein of 200 amino acids.